Messenger RNA from Ficedula albicollis (Collared flycatcher), 1977 nucleotides. It is a transcript of the gene BTBD6, whose product is annotated as BTB domain containing 6. Lineage: Eukaryota; Metazoa; Chordata; Aves; Passeriformes; Muscicapidae. Gene Ontology annotation, molecular function: protein binding. Bases 22 to 1629 code for a protein of 535 amino acids. The record is from RefSeq and is a predicted model, not a curated record. Gene Ontology annotation, biological process: neurogenesis. Gene Ontology annotation, cellular component: cytosol. The transcript is spliced from 4 exons.
GAUCUGUUAGUUCUCUUGCUCAUGCCACUGCCCCAUGGUUGCCUCAAUGGCAGGAUCAUGAAGUGUUUGACUUUUUUUCUUCUGCUUCCAGAGACCUUAAAGAAGUCCAAAAAGAGUGUGAGGUCAAACAGCAAGGUGCCAGGAUGCUAUGAGAUAGUGCCCCUGUCCCUGAAGAAGAAGAUGGCUGCAGAACUUUACCCUGCCAGCACCAACACUAACAUUGCAAACAGCAACGCCGCCGCCGCCACCGCUGCCAACAGCAAGAAGAACGCCCUGCAGCUCCAGCAGAGCGCCCAGCCGCCCCCGCCGCCCCAGCUCCAAAACCUCAACAACAACAACUUGGAGAGCGCCAACUGGCAAUCCUUCCAUCCCACGCUGCGGGAGAGGAACGCGCUGAUGUUCAAUAACGAACUCAUGGCUGACGUCCACUUCAUCGUGGGCCCGCCAGGGGCAUCCAAGAAAGUUCCUGCCCAUAAGUAUGUUUUGGCAGUUGGUAGCUCUGUCUUCUACGCUAUGUUUUAUGGCGAUCUCGCAGAGGUCAAAUCUGAAAUCCAUAUACCAGAUGUGGAACCUGCAGCCUUUCUAAUCCUAUUAAAAUACAUGUAUAGCGAUGAAAUAGACCUGGAAGCUGACACAGUUCUGGCUACCCUCUAUGCUGCCAAGAAGUACAUCGUGCCGGCCCUAGCAAAGGCUUGCGUCAAUUUUUUGGAGACCAGCUUAGAAGCGAAGAACGCUUGUGUCCUGCUGUCUCAGAGCAGGCUCUUCGAGGAGCCAGAGCUGACGCAGCGCUGCUGGGAAGUGAUUGAUGCUCAGGCAGAAAUGGCACUGAAGUCAGAGGGCUUCUGUGAGAUAGACCAACAAACACUAGAGAUCAUUGUAACCCGGGAAGCACUCAACACCAAGGAAGUGGUAGUUUUCGAGGCUGUUCUCAACUGGGCAGAGGCUGAAUGCAAAAGGCAAGGGCUGCCGGUUACGCCACGCAACAAGAGGAAUGUAUUAGGGAAAGCUUUGUACUUGGUGCGGAUUCCAACCAUGACUUUGGAAGAGUUUGCCAACGGAGCUGCCCAGUCCGACAUCCUCACCCUUGAGGAGACUCACAACAUAUUCCUAUGGUACACAGCUGCAAAUAAACCCAAAUUAGAGUUCCCCCUGACGAAGAGAAAAGGACUCGUGCCUCAGCGCUGCCAUCGGUUCCAGUCGUCUGCGUAUCGCAGCAAUCAGUGGAGGUACCGGGGCAGAUGUGACAGUAUUCAGUUUGCCGUAGACAAACGGAUAUUUAUAGCAGGACUGGGAUUGUAUGGGUCAAGCUGUGGCAAAGCUGAAUACAGCGUCAAAAUCGAACUGAAGCGCUUAGGUGUUGUCCUUGCUCAAAAUCUGACAAAGUUUACCUCUGACGGCUCCAGUAACACCUUCUCUGUGUGGUUUGAACACCCUGUGCAGGUUGAGCAAGACACGUUUUACAAUGUAAGUGCUAUUCUCGACGGUAACGAACUCAGUUACUUUGGACAAGAGGGAAUGACUGAAGUGCAGUGCGGGAAAGUGACAUUCCAGUUCCAGUGCUCCUCGGACAGUACUAAUGGAACCGGAGUACAAGGAGGACAAAUACCUGAGCUCAUUUUCUAUGCAUGAUGCAUUUCACCUUGAUUGUAUUCCAGUGCUGCAAUGAUGCACAUUAAGGGAUUUUUUUGGUUUUACUAUGAACUCUGCAGCAGUAUGGAAUGUUAUGCUACUUACCUAUCUGCUACAUCAGGCUAUACAAAUAAGUGAAGGAAUGCUCUUGAAUUUAAUCUUAUUUUAUUUAUUCAUAAGCUAUUUGACUUAAUUAUUAAGACUGCAACAUGCAGAAAAAUGUUAAAUUUUGCACGUACUGUGCAUUUAUUUUGUAUAUAGAUAACUAACUUGCAGACUGCAGCUGACUCAAACAGAAUGUUCUAAACUAGAGCAGUUUACGAAUCUGUGAAAUAUAAAACAUUUUUA